Molecule: messenger RNA, 2772 nt
Organism: Aspergillus welwitschiae
Lineage: Eukaryota; Fungi; Ascomycota; Eurotiomycetes; Eurotiales; Aspergillaceae
Product: cyclic nucleotide-binding domain protein
Exons: 2
Coding region: 1-2772 (923 amino acids)
Molecular function (GO): protein binding; protein-containing complex binding
Source: RefSeq, a predicted model, not a curated record
AUGCGGCGCCAUGGCAGAGCUAGUGGUGGCUCAACAAAAGCCGUUCACCCCAUCUCCGACACCGCAUCGCUCUUACAUUCGUUCGAUUCCAUCACCAAUCCCAAUCGUCCCGUACGACCCUCGCCCUUGACCUCUUCUAAUAUUCAAGCUCUCCCGUUGGACCUCGUUGAUCGAUUGCGCUCCUUUCCCUUGUUUCAAUCCACGCCCGAAUCCUUCCUGGUCGAUGUCGGCCAGCAUCUGCGCCCACAGCUCCAUGCGCCCAACGACUAUAUCCUGACGGAGGGGGACGAGGCCAAGGCCAUCUACUGGCUGGUUCGGGGCGCUGUCUCCGUGACCUCGCGCGAUGGCGAGAGUAUAUAUGCGGAGCUUGAACCGGGGGCCUUUUUUGGCGAAAUCGGUGUACUAAUGGAUCGUCCGCGGACAGCAACCAUCAUCGCCCGCACUCGAUGCUUACUGGUCGUGUUAACCAAGGAGGAUUUCCGGAAAAUUCUCCCUCGGUUCCCCGACGUGGAACGGGCAAUUCGCGACGAGGCCCAGGAGAGACUGAUGAUCCUGGAGAAGAAGAAGAAGGAGACCUCUGUACCAUCGGUUGAUUUUGUGAGUCCGGUCAGGAGAGGCUCGAAGAGAUUGCGGGACACAUACUCCGGUGACCUGAACCUCACGGAUCAGGACGGCAGAAGCUUGAAGUCCGUCAAUAAAAAGCGAAAGUCCCCGAGUCCUGGAUUGGCUGAUGGAUCCUCCAGUGCGCUGGCGAACGGGCUGGUAAAUGUCCGUUUACUUCUCAAGGAGCUGCCCCUCUUCUCCGGUUUGCCGCCAGAUAUCCUCCAUUUCCUAGGCCUGAAUGCGCAACCGCGCUCCUACCCGCCAUUCACCGAUAUUAUCAAGCAGGACUCCCAGGGUCGGGAGAUCUAUUUCAUUGUCCGCGGGGAGGUCGAGGUUCUGUCGGAGAGAGCAGCAAACAAUCAUGCGCAAUCGUUGCCAAAUAAGAUCGAGCACCCUAGUUUCGAAGUCAAAGCCCGGCUGAAACAGGGGCAAUACUUUGGUGAAGUUGUGAGCCUCUCCCUGGCACCACGCCGGACCGCCACCGUGCGAUCCAUAAGUGCGGUGGAAUGUCUGAUGAUCAGCGGUGAUGUACUAGUAGAUAUCUGGGAGAGAUGUCCUCCAAAAGUUCGCGAACAGGUGGAAAGGACCGCCAAGGAGCGGCUUCAAGCAGCGUCUGAUGGCGACGUUGUGAUGUCAGAAGCGGGAAGCGACGAGCAACCUGCUGGCGAGCUGAGUGUCGAUGAUAACUUCAAGAUGAGGGCGGGCCGCAGACAAUCCAUGCCUCUUCUAACCUUAACAGAGACUGAGUUAGACAGCACUCCGACUGCCAAAGGUCUAGAUGAACCAAGUGUGCUGCGGCCUUCCGAUCCGGAUCCUUUCCUCAGUGUUGGCCUAGACAAAGUCCGGCUGCGAAGCCGGCGCAGCUCCGUGGCGCCAUUGACGCCGGAGGAGGUUUCUGGGGAGCAACAGAGAUCUUCGCCCUCAUCUGAGCCUAGGUCUACUAGCUCGUCCUUUCUCACGCUUCCCGGGGCCGGUGAGUUCUCAACACCGUCAGAGACGGUCCGUGAGCCACGUCGUGACAACCACGGGUAUCUUCCCGAUCGGGUCCUGUUGGUUAUAUUUCAGCAUCUCGAGCUUCAUGAUCUACUUCGCCUCAGGGCGGUCUCUAUGCACUGGUCAGAGAUUCUCAGCAAGUCAACGGAGCUGCUUCAUUACCUGGACCUGAGUACCUAUAACCGGUGCGUCACGGAUGACGUACUGGUGAAGAUCAUUUGCCCAUUCGUAGGUAGUCGGCCGCGAUAUAUCGACAUUAGCAAUUGCUUCCAUAUAACGGACGAAGGGUUCAGCAAGUUGGUUGCGACGUGCGGAUCCAACGUUGUCACCUGGAAAAUGAAGAGCGUUUGGGAUGUCACCGCAUCGGCUAUUCUUGACAUGGCGAGCAAGGCGAACAGCCUACAGGAGGUUGAUCUGAGCAAUUGUCGAAAAGUUGGGGAUACGCUCCUAGCUCGAAUUGUAGGCUGGGUAUCUCCUGGUCAGCAUAAGCCACACGACGAGUCGAAACCGGGGAAGGCGUCUAUGAAGCCUACCAAACAGACGGCCGCCGGGACCGUAUACGGCUGCCCCGAACUCAAGAAAUUAACCUUAUCCUAUUGCAAGCAUGUUACGGACCGGUCGAUGCACCACAUCGCAUCGCACGCUGCUUCCAGGAUCGAGCAGAUGGACCUUACCCGUUGCACUACCAUUACCGACCAAGGCUUCCAAUUCUGGGGUAAUGCUCGGUUCACCAAUCUCCGCAGACUCUGCUUGGCGGACUGCACGUAUUUGACUGACAACGCUAUCGUGCAUCUUACGAAUGCAGCAAAGCAGCUGCGGGAGCUAGACUUGUCGUUCUGUUGUGCUCUGUCCGACACGGCUACAGAAGUACUUGCUCUGCAAUGUUCGCAACUGACCUACCUCAAUAUGUCUUUCUGUGGCUCUGCCAUAUCAGACCCAUCUCUGCGCUGCAUCGGCCUGCACCUGUUACAUCUUAAACGUCUUUCCGUCCGGGGCUGUGUCCGGGUAACCGGUGCCGGUGUUGAGGCGGUUGCAGACGGCUGCAACCAACUGACAUCCUUCGAUGUCAGUCAGUGCAAGAACCUCCUCCCAUGGAUUGAAGGCGACGGACCCCGCAAAUACGGGAAGAAGAUAUCAUUUGAGACCGUUGCGCAAAACGGAAGGGUCUUUCGCUGA